CGGUGUGUGUCGGUCGGUGAGCACAUCGAUCCCGUUACUGCUGAUCUGUAUGUAGGAUUGUCUUUGUGAUUGCUGCAGCUGCCUUGUUUCGGCAAUCGCUUCUACUUGGUGGUGCAAUGGCGGUGCUCAGCUCCCGGGGUGGAGAGGUCGACCUGAUCUUCGAUGACGGCACUCACGACGAGACUAAGGCCCUCACGAGCGGCAUCGUGCGGGGGGAGAUGAGUGCUGAGAAGGCCUCACGGCUCAUCGACACUGGAGCAGACGCCCCAGCCACUGUCACAUUGGGAGGAGGGGGCAUGCAAGGGAAACGGAGCUUGUUGGAGCUGGCCUUCUUCUACCUCGUGUGCAUCUGCAGCGAGUGCCGCGCGGUCCUGCGCAUUCUGGUGGCUGCCGGCGCCAAGAUGAUCCAGCGCUCACCCGGAUGCUCUCUCUCUCCCGGAUGCGCCUGCCGAGCUGCUGGUGUCUCACUGAAGAGCCUGAAGGAGCGAAGAAGGCCGGCGCGGCCGUUGAGCUCUUGUGUACAUGUUGCACAGACAUGUACACAUACAGACGGGACUCACUGUGAACGAUUAUCCGCUGCUGAGUGAGUGUCUCUCUCGCUCCCGUUGUUGUUUGAGUGUCUUUCUCUCUCGCGUUGCCUGAGUCAGUCAUGCCGGCGUUGUCCGUCUGCUGUGUGCCCGGCUGUGUCCGGAAGGCCGGCACCAAAGAGGGCUGUGGCAACAAGUGCGUCAAUCAUGCCUUCCCCUGCAAGACGCACGGCUGCACCAAUGCCCGCAGUAAGGACGGCCUCUGCAAGCGGUGCAACGCGCGGCUCCGUGACAAGAAGGAGGCGGGCCGACCCAAGCACCAUGACCGCAGCACCGGUAAGCUUCUCACGAGUGAGGGAAGACUCGAGAGUGAGACACGAGAGUGAGACACGAGCGACAAUCACGCCUUUUUUGUGUCUCUGUUUGGACAGACGAUUUCUUUCUCGAAGCAAAUCGUGCGGCCGUGGUGGAGCGUGCCAACCAGGCACUCGGCCAUGCCGCACGCGGCCACGAGCUCAAGCACUACGCAAGUGAGCUGAUCAGCGCAUGUCGGUCACUGUUUGUGUCUCACUGUGUGUGUGCAGACAUCAUGCGUCGAGAGAUGGGAGAGGCGAACCCUCGCGACAUCAAGAUCUACCAGAAGCAAGUAACUGAAUGACCGCAGCUGAAUUGAGUUACCGCUUGUGGAUGCUGUCUCAGUCAGCAGCCGUGUCGAUGGCCAUUGCCCGCAGCAAGGCCGACUAUCGCGCCGCACACAAGGAACAAGGCAUCAAGGGGAUCAUCCAGGGCGAGAAGGUCGGAUACACUCUGGGCCUGCGCGUGUGUGUCUGUGCGUAUGUCUGUCUGUCUGCGUAUCUCUGUCUGUGUCUGUCGCUGCAGAAGUGUCGAGAGUGUGGGAUGAAGGUGUGCAUCUGCGGCGAGGAUGUCCAACAGGCCAGGCGUACCGAGAAGGUCAGAUGAUCACAUAUUUCCUCACACAGACGCCUUGACACCUAUUUGAUGGGUGUGAUUCAGCGUUCCAUCGAGUGCAUCACGAUUGAUGACGAGGACCCUCCCGCCAAAGCCCCCAACGUCGGCAAGGAGGUCACACACACACACCUCUAUAUACGUCUGACAUCAUGCCUAUAUAUGCGUGCGACACGUGUGUGUUGUUGUGUGGGCGUUGCAGCCUUCCAUCUGCUACGUGUAUCGUUCCAUCUGCUGCAAGUGCAAGACUACAACCAGCCGACCCGACAAGGUGGUCACACAACACGCACCUAUAUAUCUGUGUGUGCGUGUUGUGUGUGUGAUGUGUGCGACUGGAUGCAGUGUUGCCCGAUUUGUCUCGAGUAUCCCUGCACCUGUGAUGCCGAAUAGCCCCACAAACGAUACACACCCAACCCUCAUCGACGUGGUACGACACCCC
Vitrella brassicaformis is the source of this 1932-nucleotide messenger RNA. The record is from the annotation of a GenBank genome assembly. NCBI's taxonomy places the organism in Eukaryota, Vitrellaceae.